AUGAAAUGGAACGUCGACACCGACACAAGUGGUAAAGCAGACGGAAGAGCCCUUACGAAAGCUGAAAAGGAUCUUGAAAGAGGAAUUUUCAAAGAUCACUCACAACAUUUAAGUGAAAUAGAUAAGAACUUGAGUAAAUUGCAACCUCUAAAGGAGCAGACCGAAGAAAAGGAAAGAAAACUGUCGUCUUUGGAAAGCUGUGCGACUGACGGAGAUCAGUAUAUGAAACUGCAUGAGCAAGAACGACAUCAAGCUAAAAACUUUCCAGUUAAACCAGAAGAAAAUAUGGGAAUGACUGACGACGAAUACUUUUCUAAGUUGAUCGAAGAAACAGGGGAUGACGCUAUUUUUUUUCAAGUCACGCUAUUUGUUCACAUCGUCGUAUCCUCUUCAUUCGUUUCUGUCUUCAAGCCUGUUCCCUAUCGUCUCUUUCACGGAUAG
Messenger RNA from Haemonchus placei, 441 nucleotides. The record is from the annotation of a GenBank genome assembly. Lineage: Eukaryota; Metazoa; Nematoda; Chromadorea; Rhabditida; Trichostrongylidae.